UCAUAAAGGUUCAUUUGGAUAAAGCACAGCAGAACAAUAUGGAAUACAAAGUUGAAACAUUUUCUGGUGUCUAUAAGAAGUUCAUGGAUUCAUCUAGUCUCUCUAGUUUCCUAUGGCACACUGAGGUACUGAAACUUGAAUCCAGGGAAGACAGGAAGUGCUAAGUCUGAGAGACAGUAGAGAGCUGUAUGGAGCUAUCCUGCCAUGGUCUCUCCUGCCCUCCUGUGUGACUGAUAAUGAGAAAGGAUGUGGAUGGGCCUCACUGGAGGAACGGCACCCAAGUGCCCUAUCUUUCCACUCUGAGUUCGGAUACAUCUCUGACAGAAGGGAAGUGGACAGACAGACGGCAAUUUAAUUUUAAUUGUGAUUGAGGAUUCCGAAGACGAAAUUAGGUUGAAGCAGAAGAAGAAGCAGAAGCAGAAGGAGCAACAGAAAAAAGAGAAAAAUAUAAAAGAAAGAAUAAAAGCAGCCAAGAAGAUCCAGGCCUGGUUGCGUGGAACCCCAGUAUGCCAGACAUUGUUACACGCAGCCCUCAAGGCCUGGAUCAUUCAGUGCUGGUGGAGACUGACAAUGGACAGGCUGCAGCAGAAGAAGCGGAGGGCAGCCCUGAUUUCCUACGCACACACAGAGAGGGCAGUGGUCAAGCUCCAGUCUUUGGUCCGUAUGUGGCACAUCCACUGGUGAUACUGCCAGGUGCUCAACGCCAUCUACAUGAUCCAGUACCACUGGCAAGGCCACAACUACCAGACCUGUGCUCUUCUCCGGGGCCACUGUGUAGUCACAGCCACUCACCUGCAGUUCCACAUUGAAAUCAUCAACCCCUAAGGGAUGGCAAGAAGCGGCACUGUCUCCUGUCCUCAGUAAAGGUCUAACCCGAUCUGGUAUGUCUCAUGGUCUCCCCACCAGCUAAUGGAAAUUUUAGGACUUAAGCCAUGCUGCCUCCUCUUCUCCCUGGGAAAGAACUUUAGUGAGGUUUUUCCUUCGUGCCCAUGAACCCUGUUCUGGACUGACAAUUCCAUAUGCUACUUACUUAGUUGUCAAAACAGAAACCAAGGUCCUAGUUUAAUAUAACAGAGCCAGAAAUCCCAGCUCCCAUCCCCAGCCCCAUUCCUUUCUUCUCGCCAGGAAUCUGCGAGACAGGUGAGCUACAUCUUCCUGAAGACUUUGGGUACCUCUGCACAUGAGAACAGACAGUGAGGGUCUUCUCUGUCCGCCUGCAGUUGGGGAUUGACUGGGAUCUCAGAUGCCUCAGACAAGCUUUUAUGGUACUGGCUAUCCAUCCCUGACACCCUAGCCCCCAGCGCUAUUCCAGGCAUCCGUGAAUGAGUUCUGGAGAAAUUUGUAUGAAGCUUGCAGAAUCCAAGGGGCCAGUUUACGAACCAACAGGAGCCAGGAUCAAGAGCUUGGGGUGGGUGUGCUCCUCUCAGCCAUGGGGGUGGCUGGGAGAUCACACCCAGAGCAACUAGACCUGCCCCAGGGUGUGCCAGGAAGGGAUCCUGAUGCCCUAUCAACAAUCACCCCUUCUUCUGAACCUCAAGAGCACUGGACAAGGCACUGGCUGGAACCAGAAGACCAGAACAGCCAUGGCCCAAAGCGCAAGCCCCAGGUACAGCGUGAGGGUCCUGAGAAGAAGAAGGGGCGUCAGGGUGCGCAAGAGGAGGACAGUUUCCACUCCACUGCCGAGGCCCCACCCACAGAGAAGCGCAUAGCCUAAGUGGACCCCCUGUGCCCACUCAGCUGCAACCCUGGGACCCAGGUGCAUGAAGACUACGACUGUACCCUGAACCAGACCAACACUGGGAGCAACAACAACAAGUUCUACAUCAUCCAGCUGCUGGAAGAAGGUGACUGCUUUAUCUGCUGGAACCGCUGGGGGCGCGUGGUGAAGGUGGGCCAGUCAAAACUCAGCCGCUUCAUGUCACUGGAGGAUGCACAGAAGGACUUUGAAAAGAAGUUUCGGGACAAGACCAAGAACAGCUGGGCAGAGCGGGACCACUUUGUGGCCCACCCCAGCAAGUAUACACAUGAAGUACAGAGAGAGGAUGAGGCCCAGGAAGCCAUGGUGAAGGUAGACGGAGGCCCAGUGAGGACCGUGGUUCGUGGUUCACAAGUGCAGCCCUGCUCCCUGGACGCAGCCACACAGAAGCUCAUCACCAACAUCUUCAGCAAGGACAUGUUCAAGAAUGCCAUGGCUGGGCUUCCCUGGUGGCGCAGUGAUGUGAAGAAGAUGCCCCUGGGGAAGUUGAGCAAGCAGCAGAUUUCCCGGGGUUUGGAGGCCUUGGCGGCAGUGGAGGCGGCCCUGAAAGCCCCCGCAGAUCGUGGUCUCAGCCUGGAGGAGCUGUCCUCCCACUUCUACACCAUCAUUCCCCACAACUUUGGCCGUAGCCAGCCCCCACCCAUCAACUCCCCGGAACUUCUGCAGGCCAAGAAGGAUAUGCUGCUGGUGCUGGCAGACAUCGAGCUGGCCCAGACCCUGCAGGCAGCCCCCGAGGAGACAAAGAAAGUGGAGGAGGUGCCACACCCACUGGACCGAGAUUACCAGCUCCUCAAGUGCCAGCUCCAGCUGCUGGACCCAAAGGCGCCUGAGUACAAGGUGAUACAUCCCUGCUUGGAAAAGACUGGCAGCAAGUACAGUUGCCCUGCACUUCAACAUAGUUGGACAGUGAACCGAGAAGGGGAGGGAGAUCAGUUCCAGGCCCACGACAAGCUGGGUAAUCGGAAGCUACUGUGACACGGCACCAACAUGGCUGUGGUGGCCGCCAUCCUCACCAGAGGGCUUCGCAUCAUGCCACAUUCUGGUGGCCGUGUUGGCAAAGGCAUCUACUUUGCCUCGGAGAACAGCAAGUCAGAUGGCUAUGUUACUGGCAUGUCCUGCGGGGCCCAUGACAUUGGCUACAUGUUCCUGGGUGAGGUGGCAGUGGGCAGAGAGUACCGCAUCGCCGUCUACGAGCCCAGCUUGAAGCAGCCACCCCCUGGCUUCGACAGUGUCAUUACCCGUGGCCACACAGAGCCUGUUCCAACCCAGGACACCAAGCUAGAGCUGGAUGGGCAGCGAGUGGUGGUGCCCCAGGGCCAGCCCAUGCCCUGCCCAGAGUUCAGCAGCUCCAGCUUCUUCCAGAGCGAGUAUCUCAUCUACCAGGAGAGUCAGUGCCGCCUAUGCUACCUGCUGGAGGUUCGCCUCUGAGCUGUCUGCCUGACCCGCCUCCCGUCCACCGCCAGGAGCUAGACCAUCAUCCUCAAUCUUCCUCCCAUCCCUGGUGGCCCCAUAUCACCCCUUCUUGCUCUCAAACCUCCCUCCUGUGUCCAGACAGUGAUCCCCUCUCCCUCUAAUCCUUGUUGGUCCUGGCAUGGCUGUGGCCUCAGUCUCACCUCCUAAGGUGAUGGGUGUGAUGGAUUGGCAUUAUUACUGGGACACGGAUACAGCAGCCUAUUCAAGCCUGUGUAGUUAGAGGGGCACAGGCUGAGAGUGGGCAGGUCCCACAACCACCCGGGCCAUCCACCCUGGCCCAGACUGUCCAUCCAAGAGAGGUGUGAUCACUGAGGUGAGCUGAACUUCAGACAUGCACAGGCAAGUGCACAUUGUAUUGGCUCACCCCCCUGACCUCUGCUUGUCUGUGCCAAAGCUGCACCAGGCCUGGGCCUCCUUGCUCUCCACAGUGACCCACCACACCACAUAGCAGUUCCAGCCCCACUCCAGGGAGUGACCACUCACACGGAGGACGUGGGUUGUACACACACUCCCACCCACCCUGGUCAGUCUACAUUGGUCACUGCAACGACUGGCCUCCUCUGAUCAUUGAGCCUCCAAAAGGGACCCUCCCCAUCAACUCAGAACUGUUGGUCAUGUGGGGACCCACCUGGUGAUUCUGUCCUUUAGCCCAGACGUGGCCAGGCAAAUCAAGCAUUCCUUGUGUCUUGGCACCAAACACCCAUGUGUGUCUUCUAUGUGAAUAUCAUAAAUGAAUUGAGAAUAUCUGCAAGCGGUGCAGCUCUGCUGUCAUGAAAGGAAUGCUAGUUAUCACCCCAGGCUACCCUGUCCACAAACAAGGGGUACAGAUGCUAGACAGCAGGUCAGGGUCCAGUGCAGUGUCACACACCACAUUUAGUUGUCAUGUCUCUUUGGUCUCCUUUCAUCUGAAACCAUUCUUCAGCCUUUUUUUUUUUCCUUCAUAACUUUGACACUCUUGACACUACUGAAGAGUACAGGCCAGUUGUUUUAUAGACUGUCUCUCAGUUCGGGUUUGUCUGAUGUUUUGCAGUGAUUAGAUUCAGGCAUUGCAGUUUGGGCAGGAACAUUACAUGAAUGCUGUGUCCUCGGUGCACUGUAUCAGGAGGGACAUGUCCCAUUCUUGGUGAUGUAAAUUUGGUUGCUCAAGGUCGUGUCCACCAGGUUUCUCCACUGGGAAGUUCCCAUUUCCCCCAUUUUUAAUUAAUCAGUAGUCUGUGGGGAAAUAUUUUGAGGUGUAAAUGUUCCAUUCCUCAUCAACUUUCACCCACUAGCUUUAAAAUCCAAUGAUGAUUUUUACCUGAAAUCGAUGACUUGAAUCGAUUUUUGCUAAGAUGGUUGCAAAUGAUAGUUAAAUAAUUUAAUUCCAUCAUUUCUUCUAUAUUUAUUAAUAAUAGCCCCCUUUGUUUAUUAUCAGUAUGGAUUUGUGGGUUCCUAUUUUAUGCAAUGGGUUAUAAUCCAUUACUGUUAUUAUUUUGAUCCUCAAAUUGUCCCAGCUUUGGCCAGCAGAAGGUCCUUUAAGCUGACUCCUGUGUCUACAUCAUUUUAUGAGCACUUCCUUAUGUUCUGGUAUCACACGAUGUUCCAGGCUCAUCUUGCACAAACCUAGAAUCAGCCAUUUCUCCAAGGAGCCCUGGUUCCCUAGAGCAGGAAAUGGUAUUUAGAAUCCAAGAUCUGGGCAGUAGGUAUGCUCUUUGGUACUGGGUGUCAUUGCUUUUCAGUCCCAGUAGCAAAGAGGGCUAGGAAAUAUGUAUAUGUAAAUAAACACAUCUAUCUGUGUCUGUUUCUCCAAUUCCAAUCCAACACCAUAUGGUCUUUCCAUUCUUCCCCAUAUCCAUAAUUUUACUCCCUUCUCCAACUGUCAGAACUUUGGUUCUCAUCAACAUCAGUAUAUUUACUUAUUUGCUCAAUCCCACACAAAAAGCAGUUUCAGAAUUGCUACACCCAAUACCAUUGUGAAAAACAAACUUUCUAAUUAGAGCUCAAGAUUUACUGAAUCAGUCAAGAUUAUCUUUUUGUCUUUAGACUGAGGGUCAAUGGUCAAAGCAACAAUUUGAACACAGGUUCAAAUGUUACUUGGAUUAGUUAUUUAUUUCCCUUCAGUGUGGUUAUACUAUUCAUUUGAAAUGCUGGUAGGUUCAUUUGCUUCUAUUUAUAUUCACUUUCAGGGUUUUUCUCAUCUUUGUUGAUUUAUUUUUUUCAACAUGCAGAGCAUUAACAUGGUCCUCAAAAGUCCAAUCUAUCCAAAUCUAUGCUCAGAAGAGUGUCCUCACUCCAUGCCCACCCACCUGCUGUAGUUUCUGGUUUAUCCUUCCUGCAUUUCUUUGGAAAAAAACCAAAAAACAAAAACAGACGAACUACAAAGUGUUUUGUGUGUGUGUGGGUUUUUUUUUUUGG
Molecule: messenger RNA, 5623 nt
Organism: Delphinapterus leucas (beluga whale)
Lineage: Eukaryota; Metazoa; Chordata; Mammalia; Artiodactyla; Monodontidae
Source: RefSeq, a predicted model, not a curated record